Molecule: messenger RNA, 2920 nt
Organism: Antrostomus carolinensis (chuck-will's-widow)
Lineage: Eukaryota; Metazoa; Chordata; Aves; Caprimulgiformes; Caprimulgidae
Product: neuroblastoma-amplified sequence-like
Exons: 23
Biological process (GO): retrograde vesicle-mediated transport, Golgi to endoplasmic reticulum
Cellular component (GO): Dsl1/NZR complex
Molecular function (GO): SNARE binding
Source: RefSeq, a predicted model, not a curated record
AUUUAUCUUACCAGGAGAGGUGGACAUUGGAAUUCCCUAUGAAGACUUUUUGUCACCAGAUGAAGAAAUGAAUACUAGAAAGGAAAAAGAGGCCAAAAAGCGUCAAGAACUGCUAUUAUCAGUAAACUUCUCAAAGCUGACACUGGAACAAAAAGAACUCUGCCGUAGCAGGCUGAAGUUGUUAACUUACCUUGAUCGCCUCGAAACCUAUGAGGAAAUCCUUGGAGGGCCUCAUGCAGCUGAGCAGCACUAUGAUGGUGAAUUCUUCAAAAAGUUCAGAAAUCAAAAUAUUGUACUUUCAGCAAGGACUUAUGCUCGGGAAAGCAAUGUCAGAGCCCUGGAAAUUUUGUUCACUUUCCAUGGAUCAUCUUUACUUCCACACAGACAGGCAAUUCUCUCCAAUUUUCCAGAGACUACUUCACCACAUGAAUAUGCUUUCUUGUUGCCUGAAGCUUGUUACAAGCAGGGGACAUUGAAAAUUCUUCCUUGGAAUGAGCAGAAACAUCGUGAAGAAGACUGGUGUGAAAAAGCAGAAUGCAGGAUGAUUGUUGAGCCGACUUUACAAGAUGAAGGUGAAUUUCUAUAUGAAAUGCAACCUGAGUUACUGAAGUACAGGACUACUGACCUUUCAGUAGAUCUCGUUACCGAUUGGUAUUUGAGCAGAGCACAGGAAAUUGAAAAAUACGCGAUGCAGGUGGACUGUGCGCUGUCCCUUGUUCGUCUUGGCAUGGAGAGGAAUAUCCCUGGUCUGCAGGUGCUUUGUGACAAUCUGAUCACUCUUGAGACAUUAGUUUAUGAGACUGAUGGUGAUCGAACCUUAACUUUGAAGGAACUUGUAGAGAUGAAAGACAUAGAAAAGCUAAGACUGUUGAUGAAGAAUUCCUCUGAUGAAAAAUAUGUGAAGAAUGUUUAUCAGUGGAUGAUCCCUUUUCUCCACCGCUGUGAAAAUCAGUCCCCUGGUCUGGCAAAUGCACUUUUUAAAGAAUAUUUAGUAACAUUAGCAAAGGAAGACCUGACUCUACCUCUGAAGAUAUUUCAGAAUUCUAAACCAACUUGUCAGCAAAAAAUUAUUCCUGAUCAAGACCAGCUUAUGGUUACGGCAUUAGAAUGUAUUUACAGCUGCGAACGCGAUGACCAGCUCUCUCUCUGUUACGAUAUUUUGGAAUGCCUUCCACAAAGAGGAUAUGGGCCUGAAACAAAUAAAACUAAUACUCUUCAUGAUGAAGUAGAUGAACUGGAACAAAUUCUUAGCGUGUCAGAGCUGUUGGAGAAACAUGGACUUCAGAAACCUGUUUCCUUUGUGAAAGACACGAAGGACAACGCGGAGGAGGCACGGAAGCUGAUGAUUAGGCUGACGAGGCACACAGGUCGAAAGCAACCAUCAGUCAGUGAGACACAGUGGAAGGAAUUGCUCCAGGAUAUGCUAGAAAUGCAGCAGAAAGUAUAUACAUGCUUACGUUCAGAUACUUGCUAUGAGAUAUUCACAGAAAGUCUUUUAUGCUCAAGCAGUAUAGACAAUAUCCACUUAGCUGGGCAAAUGAUGCACUGCAGUAUUUGGUCAGUGGAUCUACCAAGUUCAUCAAAAGGGAUGCCACGGUACCGAGUCAGCUAUGCGAAAAGUAUUGAACUAGUUUUGGCUGCUGGCAGAGAAUAUUUCAAUUCUUCAACAAGUUUGACUGAUAGCUGUAUGGAUUUGGCCAGGUGCUGCCUACAACUUAUUGUAGACUGUCCGAGUGCUAUUCAGGAGGAGCUAGAUCUCAUUCGUGCUCUCAGCUACCUUGAAGAAUUUGGCGUGAAAAUAUUACCAUUACAAGUGCGUUUAUGUUUGGAUCGACUUAGCCUCAUCAAGGACUGUCUUACUCAGAUGUCAGCAAACUAUAAGCAGUCUGCUAAGCUCCUGGAACUUGCAAAUUUGCUGAGGGUUGCAGGAGAUGAUCAGAUGGAGAGAAAAGGUCAAGUUUUAAUCCUUUUAGUGGAACAAGCUCUCAGUUUCCAGGACUACAGGGCAGCUAGUAUGCAUUGCCAAGAGCUCAUGGCCACAGGUUAUUCUAAAAGCUGGGAAGUAUGCAGUCAGCUUGGGCAAUCAGAAGGCUACCAGGAUUUGUGUAUGCGUCAGGAGCUCAUGGCUUUUGCUCUGACACACUGUCCUCCGAGUGCCAUAGAAGCAUUGCUGGGAGUGAGCAGUUUGUUGCAAACCCAGAUUCUUUAUCAAGCUGUGAAUUACCAGUUUCUUCCUUCAGAAGGAGGUGAGAACAUAAAUAUCACAGGACCUUCUUUGUUGAUCUGUAAGGAUACAGAGGAUGACACCAACGUCUCCUCUAGCCAGUCUGCUGAUUUGUUGUACUGGACGACAUCAAAAACGAUGAAGGUGUUGUCUAACACAACUAUGACCACAAAAGCCAUGCUGCAUGCGGUCAGUGAUGGACAGUGGUGGAAGAGAUCGUUAACUUAUCUUCGACCAUUACAUGGCCAAGAAUUUGGAGAUGUAUUAAAAUGUGGGCCUGGAGAAAAUGCCACUGUGGAAAAGCAAGGCUGUCAUCCGUUUUAUGAGACUCUAAUUGCUGACCCAUAUGUUGCAGAAUCUGAAAUCAGCUACGGCACAUACCAGAACAAUUCUUUGGAAAGCUUUGCAGAAGUAUUGCUGAGGACAGAGAAACUAACAGAAACAAAGAGCGAAGGAAAAGACCUUCUUCCAACUACAGAAGUUCUGCUACAACUUGCAAGUGAUGCUUUACCAAAUGAUAUGGCCUUGUCUCUUGCCUAUCUACUUGCACUGCCGCAGGUGGUAGAUGCCAACAAAUGCUUUGAAAAGCAAUUACAUUCUGCAUUAUCCCUCCAGCUGGCAAGUUAUUACUAUAGCCUGCAGAUCUAUGCUCGUUUGGCACCGUGUUUCAAGGACAAAUGCCACCCUCUCUACAGG